AUGGCCACUGAUGUUUUGUUGCCGACCGAUACUCUCACAGCCCGAUCUACUUGCUCUUUUAUACUGACAGUGCUAACUUUCGAUCUGCACCCACCACAUAUAUUUGCAAUGCCUUCUUCGACAGAACGGACCAUGACUAAGGGAUUCGAGGAUGAGGAUGACAUGAAUGUCUCGACCGACUCAAGCACAGUUGGCGGGGUCGAGCUCAAUCACGAGAUGCCUUCACUAGAAGAGCCAGAUGAAGUCGGCGGCGCGACUCUCCUUGACCACUAUGCUCUGAAAAAGUUUCGACUUUUUCCCGACAGACAACCUUUCUUCGAUGACGACUUGGCUGACAAAAGCGAUUCCUGUGCAAAGAUUGCCAGUCCCAUCUGGGACCGCGCAAGCGGAGGAGCUUCCAGACUCAAACUCGCUCCAUUAAACACACGCAACCUCAAAGGCUUCUUCGACUUGCCAUUCGGCCCCAAAAACAACUCCCCAGUCUCAGACAGUAGCUCUGUCAUGGACGCGAUCCAACGAAUCAUUGACUACGAAAGUCAAGGGAACGAAAAUGUAGAGCACGACAUUGAAGAGAAGACUUCACUCUCCCAGAUGGUCGAGACCGAGCACGUGCCUGUCAUUGUCUUUCACCUUUUCCACAAGCUCCCAAAGAAGCUCCGACUCAUGAUAUGGAAUCUGAGUUGCCCAGAUGCGAGACUGGUCGAGUUGAUUGAAUAUCAGGGGAAUUGUCAGUUCUACGGAGCGGCUCAACGUGUUGCUAAUCUAUAUGUAUGUCGAGAGUCGCGUGUCGAAACUUUGAAGUCCUACCCGUUGUCGUUCUCAGUCAAUUACGAAGAUCCCUUGGUGCCAUUCAACUUUGAGAAAGAUACGUUAUUACUAGGGCGAAAUUUGUUGGAUGAGGAUAGCCAUAUAUACUUCCGUAAGCAUUGUGACCGGGGGGAUCUCGCGAAGGUGCAGCGGUUGAUGGUUGAUACCAAACUUUACUGGAUGACGGAAGAUGAUGAGCAAAGAAUGAUUCAGAAGUUGGAGGAGGAUUGUGUGAAGCCAAGAGGGAGAGAUAGAGGAACGGGAUUUGGGGGGUUGAGUAGAAUUGUGUUUAGUGGGCUUGUGGAGUAUACGGCUCUUUAUACUCAGUACACUGAUCCCUUACCUGGUAAGUUUUCCUCAUUCUACUUUAUCAGACACCCUUUCUCCCCUCUCUCUCUCUUUAUUCAAAAAAUUAUUCGCCCCCACUCCAACUAACACCCCCUCACAGCAUGGGCCGAAAAAUCCUGGUAUCCCACCAUCCCCCUCUUCCCCUUCCUACGCUCCGCAACCACCCGCUGGGAAGACGAAUAUCAAGCCCUCAAGCAAUCAUGGUCGCAUCUCCAACCUCUGCACACCCUCCACGACCACGCCAUCUACAACCCCCUCACGCAGCCCUGGAUGCAACACGCGCGCCACGGGGGUAUCAGUGAAGAGAUGAAGUGGGAUCCUGCGAUUAUCCGGUGGAAGAUGCCGAGGAUUGCGUGUAUGGGCCUUGAGGAGAAGGUUGUGGAUGCGUUUUUUGAGAGUGAGUGGGUGCCGUGGCCGUUUUUGUUGGUGGAUCGGUGUAUUGGGGAUGUUUUUGAGUAGGGGGUGAUGGAGUGGGGGU
Hymenoscyphus albidus is the source of this 1633-nucleotide messenger RNA. NCBI's taxonomy places the organism in Eukaryota, Fungi, Ascomycota, Leotiomycetes, Helotiales, Helotiaceae. The record is from the annotation of a GenBank genome assembly.